AUGCCUCGCGGACGACAGGGCAUCAUUGGCAAACUGCUAAGUGCAGGCAUCGGGGCUGGCUCGGAGGCGAUCCACCGCGUACGGUCAGGAUCCAGUCAAUCCGGCGAAGCUUCUUCUUCUUCUGCUGUGACUAGAGAAGCCCCUGCAGCCGAAAAUCUAGAAGAUGAGUACGAGUAUCUCGAAAACAUCGACAAACUCGAAGCGGAGAAGCUCGUCAACUGCGGCGAAGCCGAACGGGUAGUCAUAGAUGGAAAGGAAGUACUGCGGGUGCGCAAGGUCAAUCCUGAUUCGGAUAGUGACUCGGAAGAUGAGCUCAUCACCAACCAAGAUGAAGCAGCUUGGGAGCUCGAUGAUAUGGCCGAACGUGUGAUGCCGCCUUCAUACGAAGAGGCCAUGGCGCCAUCUACCGAAUCUGAUGUCAAGGAUAAGGAGGAUGAAAUGAUUCGCCGCAUGGUUGGGAUGGCCGGUCCCGUGCCUCAGCCUGUUGGACAGAUACCAUGUCCUGUUGUUCUUCCGCAGCGCCGGCCUCGACGGAAGGAUCGUGGGUUUGUGAGAGCGUAUGCUCCUGUCCUUGAAGAUUGCGGUAUUAGUCAAGAUGUGUUCUUGCGGUUCUUGGCCGAUUGGGAGAAAUCCAGCAAGGUUCGUGACUUUCAAUACAUAUCACCAGGCGGGCGAGUAGUCAAGUCUUCUAACACUAUUCAGGCGGAUCCUUGGAUCGAUGUGGUUUUCGUUGCUGCCGGUAUUGUCGGCUUUGUUCCUGCAGUGGCUGCCCAGGUGGUCGGCACAGUUGUCCAGGUCGUGGCUGGCACUGCUCGUGAACUCCAGUCCCGUCAUCGUGGGAACACAUUCCUCGAUAAAGUCAACCAGGAGCUAUUUAUGCCACGCGGUCUCUACGCCAUGGUGAUGUGCUUCAAAGACCAAAUACCUGGCCAGCAAAGGGGUCUUCUGGCGAAACUUUCUAAUCGUCUAGGAACGACUCUCUUUGAGAGCAAAAAGCUUGAUCUCAAUGAGACGAUUGCCAAAUAUAGCAAUCCAGAUCCGAAUAUGUCAAGCAUGAACAAGCAGUUGAAGAAUAUUCGCCUGACGAACGGCAAGACUUAUGGUCAAGUCGAGCUUCCCGAGUCUGCAGAGCUUGUAUUCCCUGAUCUCGAUCGCGUUGCUGCUCAAGAGCUCGGAAUGAAGUCAAAUGAGAAGAGACCUGAGAACUCAGGAGUCCGUGAGAAAUUCAAGGACGCCGGUGUCUGGGUUCAAGAUUACAUGGACCGAAGAGCCCACGCUUUCUACGAAAAAGAAAAUCCAGGCUCAUCUCUUGUCGUCCCCGCCAACCAAAGGGAGGCCAUGCAAUCUCGAUACAGUGACCCUAAUCACGCCGUCAACAACGGCUCUCUAAUUUCACUAAUCACUGGGGGGAAAAUAAACCCAACACCCCGGCGCCAGGCCAAGCAGGCCCGGAUGCAAGAAAGACGGGGUAUGAAGCGUGAGAACCGAGAUGCUAGACGUGUUGCUCGGGGUCGACUUCCCCGGGGUCCAAGAUUGGACAAACGGAAUAGGCCCCGGCGGCAGGGUAUCAUCAAGAAAGUCAUGCAGCAGGAUGUUCUGUAUCUCCUGAUUGUAAACUUGCCUAGUGAGAAGGAGGUUCAGGAUUCGGUUACUCGCUUGGAGAGUCUUGUUGAACAACAGCAGACGGGGGCACCUGGUCCUUCUCACUAG
Molecule: messenger RNA, 1710 nt
Organism: Penicillium atrosanguineum
Lineage: Eukaryota; Fungi; Ascomycota; Eurotiomycetes; Eurotiales; Aspergillaceae
Product: Short-chain dehydrogenase/reductase SDR
Exons: 2
Coding region: 1-1710 (569 amino acids)
Source: RefSeq, a predicted model, not a curated record